This is a messenger RNA of Nipponia nippon (crested ibis), 2484 nucleotides long. The record is from RefSeq and is a predicted model, not a curated record. NCBI's taxonomy places the organism in Eukaryota, Metazoa, Chordata, Aves, Pelecaniformes, Threskiornithidae.
AUGGGGGAACCGUCGCCGCUCACAGAUCCGGAUGCUUUGGGCCGCUCUGACGAGGGAACAGAAGCUGCCAAGUCCCAGAAUAACACUGUCCGAAACCAAAAACCAAAAAGUAGUCCUAGCGACCCCAAAGGCCAAGGCCCUGCGGAGGCUGAGGCUCAGGGCGAGCCCUCGAGGACCUCUGAGAACGGGUCUGUGCCACCCCCGAAGGCACCCGGGAAGCGCGGGCGGAAGCCCAAGACAGAGAUGCUGCUGCUGAAACUGUCUCAGGACCUGGAGUGCCCGGCCUCGGAGCCCAUCUGUGUGCAGAAGAUGCUGGGGAGCAGCGAGGCAGCAGGAGGCCUGGAGACCCCCGCCGCCGGGCGCCCCAAGAGGCGGGCGGCCCAAAGGGCUUUGCUAUACCUGCAGGAGCUGGCAGAGGAGCUGACAUCAGCGUACCAGCCUGCGGCUCCCACCGAGGGUGCCCAGGAGCCGGAGCCAGAGCUUGAGCGUGUCCAGAAGAAGCGCCGGAGCCGGAAGAGGAAGGAGGAGGAAACAGAUAGCGAUGAUCCUGCGCGAGAUGCUGACUUUGUGCCCUCGAAGGAGGUGUUGCUGCAGGCGGAGGAGGAGGAGGAGGGGAGCGAUGCGCCACUCAGUGAGGUGUCAGAGCCAGAGCUGGAGGCGCUCCGAGGACACGGUGGGAAGGUGUCGUCCGCAGGGAGAUCCAAGCCCCAGUGCCGAGGCCUUGCUCCCAACGGCUUCCACAACUCCAUCAUGGCCCCAGUGGAGAAGUGCUCCAGCCUCACCUGCAGCCUGCGGGAUCAGAAGUACUCGCAGUGGGAGUUUCCCGACUGGAUCCCUUUGGCACAACAGUGGACGUGUCUGUCUGAAAGCGAAGCUGCCCCGUACCUGCCGGCAGAGGAGAAGUCUCCCCUCUUCUCCAUCCAGCGGGAGGGCAUCGAAGACGACGGUGUCUUGUACAGGGUAAACAGGUUCAACUCCCUGCAGCCCCACGAGGAGCGCCUGGACGUGUCCUUCUUCGUGGGCGGCCCUGUGUGGGCAAUGGAGUGGUGCCCGUCCCCGGAGGGCUCGGCGGCCCCUCAGUACGUGGCUCUCUACUGCCACGGGAGCAUGGAGGAGACACACAGCGUGGCUGGGCUCCACGGGGGCCCUGCGCUCCUGCAGCUCUGGGGCCUGGGCACGCUGCAGCAUGAGCAGGGCUCUGCCGACAAAGCCGAGCUUGCCUACGCCAUUGCUGCCGAUCACGGCUGCGUCUGGGACAUGAAGUUCUGCCCCAGCGGUGCCUGGGAGCUUCCCACCACCGCCAGGAAGCACCCGCAGAUGAGCCGGCUGGGCCUGCUGGCUGUGGCCUUCUCGGAUGGCAAGGUGCUGCUGUACUCCCUCCCGCACCCUGAGGCCCUGCAGCGCUCCAAGAGAACCCAGGUAAAAGAUGGGUCCUUCCACAAGCAUGUUAUCUGCAAGGUGCAGUGUAUUGCCACGCUCCAGGUGGGCUCUAUCCAGGCAGGGAAUGCGUCUGAGUGUGGCCAGUGCUUCAGCCUCUCCUGGAUGCCAUCCAAGCCUCAUCAUCACCUUGCAGCUGGUUUUUAUGACGGCACCGUGGCCGUCUGGAACCUGCUCACCAAGUCCCUGCUGCAGUGUGUGCACCAGCCUGAUGGCUCCCUCAAGCUCUACCCUUUUCAGUGCUUUCUAGCCCACGACCACGCAGUCCGGAGCAUCGAGUGGUGCAAGGCCGACAGCAACUUCCUGGUCACGGCAGGGAGCGACCGUAAGAUCAAGUUCUGGGACCUGCGGCGGCUCUACGAGCCCAUCAACAGCAUCAAGCGGUUCCUCAGCACUGAGGUGGCCUGGCUGCUGCCCUACAACGGGGUCACCGUGGCCCAGGACAACUGCUACGCGUCUUACGGUCUCUGUGGGAUCCACUACAUUGACGCCGGGUACUUGGGCUUCAAGGCUUAUUUUGUGGCCCCUCGCAAGGGGACCGUGUGGAGCAUAUCUGGCUCAGACUGGCUGAACACGGUGGCUGCAGGAGACAUCACCGGUGAGCUGGUGGCUGCGGUGCUGCCCGACCUGGCUGUCAACCCCCUCAACGUCAAGCGAUCCUCGGACCGCAGAUUUCCGGUCUACAAAGCCGAUCUGCUGCCCUGCAGCCCCACCGGGUCGGAGGGCGGCGAGCAGGCGCUGCCGAAGACCAGGCUCUACAGUGAGAUGGUGACCAAGAGCUACAUCCGAUUCCGGGACACGGAUCUGCGCAGCUUCAAGAACUUCCCCAGCCGGGAGCCCAUGCGCAGGAUGCACACGCAGGAGGUGAAGGCAGAGCUGAGCCUCGACCGCCUGCAGCUGGAGUCCCUGCACAAGUGCGUGGUGGGGCUGGCCUCCGGCAUGGGCUGCCAGCUGCUCCCGGAGCGCCGUGCCCGCUUCAGCUCCCUCUACGGGGACAAGCCCGGCAGCCCCAGCCCCGCCGAGCGCUCCCCGCUGCCGGCAGAAUAG